This is a messenger RNA of Aspergillus niger, 120 nucleotides long. RefSeq lists its product as hypothetical. The coding region runs from base 1 to 120 and encodes 39 amino acids. Lineage: Eukaryota; Fungi; Ascomycota; Eurotiomycetes; Eurotiales; Aspergillaceae. The transcript has 2 exons. The record is from RefSeq and is a predicted model, not a curated record.
AUGGCUCAAUCCCAUGGGAAAGCCGUCCACUUUCAAAGUGUCUUGAAGAUCUGGCGGAACAGCAUCAUGGUCACAUGUGGUGAUCCGCAAACCACAUGGUUGAGCGAUCAUGGAGCUUAA